Molecule: messenger RNA, 564 nt
Organism: Plasmodium reichenowi
Lineage: Eukaryota; Apicomplexa; Aconoidasida; Haemosporida; Plasmodiidae
Product: trafficking protein particle complex subunit 3, putative
Exons: 6
Coding region: 1-564 (187 amino acids)
Biological process (GO): endoplasmic reticulum to Golgi vesicle-mediated transport; intra-Golgi vesicle-mediated transport
Cellular component (GO): TRAPP complex; cytosol; cis-Golgi network membrane
Source: RefSeq, a predicted model, not a curated record
AUGUCAAAGGAUAAAUAUCAAAAACAAGGAGAUGCCAUUUUUGCAAAAUUAGAGAAAGUGAACUCUGAAUUAUUUUCAUUUACAUAUGGAGCCUUAGUGAGUCAACUUUUGAAAGAUCUGGAAUUAGUAGACGAAGUCAAUGAGCAAUUAGAAAAAAUGGGAUUCAACAUAGGCACAAGACUAAUUGAAGAAUUCCUUGCAAAGUCUGAUAUUUCAUUUUGUGAAGACUUUGAAGAAACAGUCAAUGUUAUAGCUAAGGUGGCCUUUAAAAUGUUCCUAGGAAUAAGUGGAACAGUUACUUGUGUAAAUAAAGAAUCCAAUAUAUUUUCUAUUAUUUUUGAUAACAAUCCUUUAAGCGAUUUUGUGGAAUUACCAAAAUCAUUAUCAUCAUUAAAUUAUUGUAGUUUAUUAUGUGGAGUUAUUAAAGGAGCACUCGAACAAAUAAGAAUUAAAGUAAAUUGUUAUUUUGUUAAGGAUAUGUUGAAGGGAGAUGAUUAUUACGAAUUAUAUAUUCAACUAAACGAAGUUAUGAAAGAAGAAAUAUUAAAUGACGAGGAAUCUUAA